GUUCCUAGCGGAAGUGGCGGGGGCGGUGCCAUGGCAAAAGAACUCCUCCCGGAGAUUCCCAAUUUGUGAUCCUCACAAUUGGCUCAGGGUUGUUUCGCAGUUCCUCCCAUAUUCUGCCUCCGAGAUCUGGGGCUGGCUGUGGGGUGAGUGCGCCUGGCCCUACCCCUACAGCCCCUGUGCUGUUUGAGGCGUGAAACUCACCUGAGGAAAUGCAUCUGAUCCAUUAGCAUGGAUUCAUAUUAUUUGGGGAUGGAGAAUCUUCAGCUGUGUUGAGUGUUACCUUCAGUUUCUGAGAUGACUUCUUUGCCAAGGAAAGGGCUGCAGGCAAGGGUUCUCAGCUCUGAAGAAGAGGAGAAACUGAAAAGAGACCAAACUUUGGUGUCUGAUUUUAAACAACACAAAUUGGAACAAGAGGCUCAGAAAAACUGGGAUCUUUUUUACAAAAGAAAUAGCACUAAUUUCUUCAAAGACAGACACUGGACCACCAGAGAGUUUGAGGAGCUAAGAUCAUGUAGAGAGUUUGAAGAUCAAAAGUUAACAAUACUUGAAGCUGGCUGUGGGGUUGGAAACUGUUUAUUCCCACUUUUAGAAGAAGAUCCGAAUAUCUUUGCCUAUGCCUGUGAUUUUUCUCCAAGAGCGGUUGAAUAUGUUAAGCAAAAUCCUUUAUAUGACACAGAAAGAUGCAAGGUAUUCCAGUGUGAUCUGACCAAAGAUGAUCUUCUGGAUCAUGUACCACCAGGAUCUGUGGAUGUUGUUAUGUUGAUAUUUGUGCUCUCAGCUGUUCAUCCUGAUAAGAUGCACCUUGUCUUAGAAAACAUUUACAAGAAUUCCUGGCUCAGCUCUUUAUGGACACAGGUUAUGAAGAAGUGGUAAACGAGUAUGUGUUUCGAGAGACGGUGAAUAAAAAAGAAGGCCUGUGUGUGCCGAGAGUUUUCCUUCAGAGCAAAUUUCUAAAGCCUCCUAAGAACCCAUCUCCUGUGAUCCUGGGCCUGGAUCAUAAGUCCUGACCUUUCAUGAGGUUGGCAUUCAUACCUCCCCUUGAAGAGGAUAAUUUAAAAUCACUCUUUUGGCUGGGCGUGGUGGCUCAUGCCUGUAAUCCCAGCACUUCAGGAGGCCAAGGUUGGGGGAUCACCUGAGGUCAGGAGUUCGAGACCAGCCUGACCAACAUAGUGAAACCCCAUCUCUACUAAAAAUACAAAAAAAUUAGCUGGGCAUGGUGGCAAGUGCCUGUAAUCCCAGCUACUCAGGAGGCUGAGGCAGGAGAAUCACUGGAACCCAAGAGGCGGAGGUUUGCAGUGAGCCGAGAUCAUGCCAUUGCACUCUAGCCUGGGCGACAAGGGUGAGACCAUGUUUCAUAAAUAAAUAAAAUCACUCUUUUUACUUUAUAUAUUUUUUGAGGCAGGAUCUUGUGGUACGCAGGUUGGAGUGCAGUGGUGUGAUCACAGCUGAUUGUAGCCUCGACCCCCCUGGGCUCAAGCAAUCUUCCUGCCUCAGCCUCCUGAGUAGCUAGGACUACAGGUGUGAGCCAUCAUGCCUGGCCCUUAAUUUUUUUUGAUGAGCAUGUACAGUAGUACCUCUUUAUCCAUGGUUUCAUUUACCACAGUUUCAAUUACCUGUUUUCAACUGCAGUCAGUUACUUUUCUUAAGAUAUUUUGAAAAUAUCUUAAGAAAUAAGAUAUUUUUAUUUUGGGAGGCCGAGGCCAGCAGAUCCCUUGAGCCCAGGAGUUCAAGACCAGUGUGGGCAACAUGGUGAAACCCUGUCUCUACAGAAAUACAAAAAUUAGCCAGAUGUGGUGGCAUGUGCCUAUAGUCCCAGCUAGGGUGGGAGGUUGGCUUGAGCCUGGAAGGUGGAGGUUGCAGUAAGUUGAGAUCACGCUACUGCACUCCAGCCUGGGCGACAGAGCAAACGUCUGUCUCAAAAAAAAAAAAAAAAAUUGGAAAGACAGAUCACAUUCACAUAACUUUUAUUACAGUAUAUUGUUAAAAUUGUUCUUUUUUUUUAGGGUUUGGUACCAUCUUGGUUUCAGGCAACCACUGGGGGUCUUGAAACAUACCACCCACAGUAAAGGGGGGGACUACUAUGUACCUUUUGUGUUAAAAAAUAGAAAGUGUGUGUGUGAGAGACAUGUAAAUAAAACUUCAAGGCCUGAAAAGUAGUGAGAGUUUUAUAGAAUAACAUAAUUUAGCCAUAUUGUUCACUGUAAAAUUCCACAAAGAAAAGCCGAAGGACCCUGUAGCACGUAAAGAGAUUCUUGUCAUUACUCAUGUGACUGUAAGUGUUCCUCCAGGCAACAUGUCAGACAACCAUGGAGUAAAAAUGAGGCCAAGUAGACUAAAAUAAGACACUCAUAUGUAUUUCUAGUCUAAAGGAUUGUUCUGUUUUCUUUUUCCAGUGUCAUAUUUGCCCAUUGGUCUCCCCUUUAGUUCAUUUACGUAUUUCUUCAAAACUAGUGUUCCACAAAUACCACUUUUGCUCUAUCUGUGCUCAAGAACCGUCCAUGGCUCCCUACCUGAUUGUUGAGACCCCUUAUCACUGGGCCAGUUGCUUAUCACACUAUUUGCCCUGGGAGACAGAAGGGAUGGUCAUCACCUGUCCUCCCUUCUGCCCCAUUUGUCCAGUGCUGUUUCUCUGAGAAGACGGCUGGUGUCUAGAGUUAGAAUUUCAGAGUUGAGAGGGGCUUUAGAAUGGACGUUCCAACUCCCUACUGGGAAAUGAGGAAGCAGUAGCAAGGGGUAAAUGAUGAGUCCAGAAUCACGUAGCUAGUGUUGUGAAAUAUGGGGAAAUCCCUAAAUUGGUCUGCUGACCUGUUUCCCAAUCAUUGCCUUUUAAUGACUUUUCCUUUAUGAAGUAAAAUCCAGGUGAUUUUGUUCUGCUCCCAAGAGUUAAGCCUGUAAGCCUUUCUGUGUGCCUUUCUGCAGAAAGCUGUUUGUGAGAACGCUGUCUUUGAGUACGUGACUGGGCUGCACAUGCAGCAGGCCUGGGCCCUUCAACUCCAAGCACAUCUGGAGGAGGGGCCCCAGGGUGAAGGGGCUGGAUGAUAGUCAUAGUGGUUCCGCACAAUCAGAAUAAAUCCUCCCGGCUCCUGAAGAGAAGAGGGGCAGGCAGCAGGGCCCAGUCUGUGCCUCUUGGGUGUUGUGAUUCUGCCAUCUGUCCUCAACUUCUUGGGAGGGGCUGAUGGAACUUGUAAAGAAGGUGGACCUAUAGGGGUCCUCAUGGGCCUUCUCCCAGUGAGAGUCCAGCCCUGUCCAGAAGCAGCCUCAGGCUCCCCACUUUCAGUCCAGUGCUCUCUCCCAAAGCCCCCUCCACCAAAUGAAUCCCACAGCCAGCUACAGCCCCCGUCGCUGCCCACUGCCCCCUCACGGAAGUCUGUUCACUUGUGUCUCUACUAGGUCUGACCAAUGUUUCUUGGAUUUUAGUGGCUAAGCUGGAUAAAGACAGGCCAUUUAAAGUAGAAAAGUGAGAGCCUGGGUGAUGUAGCAAGACCCCAUCUCUGUGCAAAAAUAAGAAAAUUAGCCGGGUGAGGUGGUAUAUGCCUGUAGUCCCAGCUACUCGGGAGACUGAGGUUGAAGGAUUGCAUGAGCCCAGGAGUUGGAGGCUGCAGCAAUCGAGUGAGCCAUUGUCACGCCACUGCACUACAGCCUGGGUGCAGAGCGAGACCCCGUGUCCAACUGGAAAAAAAAAAAAAAAGCAAAGAGCGGUGUAGUAUAGUAGGAUAAGCCUUUGCUUUUGUUAUCAGAAGUCAUUUGGAAUUUUGGCCUCAUUCCUUAACCUGUUUGAACCUCACAUUCUUCAUUUUUAUGAUGGGGAUAAUUACUAACUUAAAAGCGUUCAGAGGAUUAAAGGAAGUACAUACAUAUGGCACAUAAGUAUUUCCCUCAGUCUUCAUUUUUUGAACAUAGAAGUUUAA
This is a messenger RNA of Chlorocebus sabaeus (green monkey), 3908 nucleotides long. It is a transcript of the gene METTL6, whose product is annotated as methyltransferase 6, tRNA N3-cytidine. NCBI's taxonomy places the organism in Eukaryota, Metazoa, Chordata, Mammalia, Primates, Cercopithecidae. The record is from RefSeq and is a predicted model, not a curated record.